Molecule: messenger RNA, 2834 nt
Organism: Bursaphelenchus okinawaensis
Lineage: Eukaryota; Metazoa; Nematoda; Chromadorea; Rhabditida; Aphelenchoididae
Source: the annotation of a GenBank genome assembly
AUGGAGGUUCCAUUGGAACAAGUACCUGUUAUUGGGAGUGAAGAUUCUGGAAAAGAUGUAAGUGUAACUCAAAUUGACAGAAAUACGUUAAACAACAUUAUACCUAGAUGUUUAAUAAAAAUAAUUUUAUCUUUUGAUUUCUUAUUACAACUGUUAUUUUUAGGUUAUUUAUUUAAAUAUUGUUUCAUUUGUGUUUUAGAGCAAUUCUUUGAACACAGAGCCAGAAUCUUCUACUAGUUUUACAAUGGUGAGCAAUUUGGCGGAUCAACCAGACGUCCCAAAUUUGGGGAUCAUUGAGGACGAUCCUGAUUCAGGGGAACAAGUAAGUGAAUAGGCUAUUUAAACGUUGUUUUAAAUUUUAGGUAGAAGACUAUGAUCUACGACAAGUUUUAUUUUCUCAAGAGGUCGAAGCAGCGUUCUUCCAAUCCAGAAGUCGAAUCUGUGGCAUUUCUGGGAUGUUUAACGUCGGAAACACAUGCUACAUGAACUCGGCAGUUCAAGCACUUGCUCAUUGUACUCCUCUGAGGGAUUUCUUUUGUGUUCUUGGAGGAGGGAUUAAGUUAUCUUCAAAUUGUCCUCCUACAGAUGCUCCAGUUUCGAUGGCUUUUAGGGAUUUGAUGAACCGGUUAUGGUCUCCGACGAAUACUAAUGCUGUACGACCUACGGUGUUUCUUUUUGUAAGUUUUAUGGAUAUUAUUAUCACUAGCCGGUUUACCUAACCUUCUUUUGAUAGUAGAUUAAAGUUUUCAAAGACAAAAAACAAAGAAAAACAUAAUUAACUGUUCUAGGUUUUUACUAACUACAAUUAUAAAUUUCAGCGGCUACGAGAAAAGUGUGCCCAGUUCAGAGGUUUUGCUCAACAAGAUUCUCAAGAAUUUAUUCGUUGCUUUUUGGAUGUUAUACAUCAAGAAUUGAAAUACGAAAUACCGCCAACAGAUAAUGCUCAUCCGGUUCAAGAACAUUCCCAUUCUUCUUUGAGUCAGUCGAGUAACGAGGAAGAGAAUGGGGACAGUGGUAUGAGUACUGAGAAUGUAAGUGCUGUGAUUUUAACAAUAAAUCUACUUAAUUUUUUAAUACUGGUGUUUACGGUUUUACUUACAAGGAAAGUACCCGAUCUGCCUCGCUCUUAAUUUUUCUUUGAUAUACUAGUAGAAAACCUUUAAAUGAACCUACAUUUUUUAAUUUGUAAGCUUAUCUUGUCUGGAAAGCCGAAAAAAGUGCUUGAAAUACAAUGCCAAAGUUGCUAAAUUGGCGGGAAACCCAAAUAAUUUAAAUUUAAAACUUAAAAGCGCGGGCUAAAAUUUUUUUAUUGGUACUAUUGGUGGUACAAAGAAUUCAAAUAAAAAUAUUGAGCUGAUUCUGAGCGGGGCAGGUAGGGUACUUUCCUUGUUAAUGUUUUUUGAAGGUUUUUAUUAUAAGUUUGGUUUAGGAGUCAGUGUCAUCGAAAAAUGCAGAAAAUGUCAAUGAAGAGAAAUUACAAGAGAAAGGUAUGACAACAAAUUAUUUUAACUGUGUCAUGGACUGAACUGUUCGUGUUUUAGAAGAGAAGAAACCAGUGUAUGAAAGUGUUGUGAAUGUGGUGUUUGAUGGCCAGUUAAACAGCACAGUCAAAUGUUUAACAUGUCAGCACUUAAGUGAAACAAAGGAGACUUUCCAGGUAGUUUAAUUUUUAAAUCUUAACAACUUUUUACGUUGUUUUAGAGUAAUUUUAACAUAAAAAAAUUUUAAAUAUAUAUUUUUAUAGUAAAGCUCAUAAGCUAACAAUUUAAUCAUGUUUAUAGGAUGUGUCAUUAAGUAUCCCGACAGCAGAACAACUCGAGAAGAUGAGAGAGGCAUUUGAGGAAGGAUACGACGGGUCGAAAACGUGGAAUUCAGAAGUCAGUAAUGGAUAUGCCUAUGUAAGUAUAUUUGUUACAGUAUUCUUAUGAUUUUAGUGGUUGUACGACUUCACGGCAAGGUGGUUUAUAUACCCGUGGUUCUCGUGGAUCAGCUCCUUCUACCGGUAUCUUUUUACUGAAUGUAUUUCACUUGACGAUUGCCUAAGGGGAUUCUUUGCGGCCGAUUACCUGCGGGGAGAAGACAUGUACAAAUGUGAGAAAUGCAAUAAGUAAGAAGACUUUUUUACUUUAUUUGAUAGUGAUUAGAAGGGUUAUAAAUGAGUUAACAUUUCUUUAUAAUAUGGAUUCUACGACAUUUUCAUUGAUAUAUGGCUAGAAUCGGUCUACAAAAGUAGGUUAAUUUUAGGUAAAAGUAAAGAGUAUAUGCUUAACUUUUUAUCAUUUUUGUUUAAAAAUUAUGUUUUAGACUUCGAAACGGAGUAAAGUUUUGCAAGAUAAACGCAUUCCCCGAGGUGUUGUGUAUACAUCUGAAGAGGUUCAGACAUGACAGCAUGUACAAUAGCAAGGUGAACACUAAGAUAAUGUUUCCGAUGGUCGAUCUAGACUUGAAUGCGUAUGUAGAUCCUCAGUCUGAUGACAAGAACCGAUAUGUGUACGAUCUGGUGUCGGUGGUAUCUCAUCGUGGCAGUUCUGUCGAUUGUAAGUUUAGUUAUAAUGUUUUGUUAUGUUGAUAUAUACUUUGAUUUAAGUUUUAAUAUUUUUAAGGUUUUCGAGUUACAUACUGCUAUUUAAACCUAUACAACAUUUUUUGUUUUAGUUGGUCACUAUGUGGCUUACUGUCUGAAUGACAUCGAUGGUAACUGGUACGAAUAUGACGAUUCCUUUGUACGACAGGUGACAGAAGGUGAAGUUCUGAACUGUGAAGCCUACGUUCUCUUCUACCGCCGACGAGACUGGUCGGAAGAAGACAGUUAUGUGGAGAUGGAGAGCUCAUAA